Molecule: messenger RNA, 879 nt
Organism: Vigna umbellata (rice bean)
Lineage: Eukaryota; Viridiplantae; Streptophyta; Magnoliopsida; Fabales; Fabaceae
Source: RefSeq, a predicted model, not a curated record
AUGGGAGGACGAGCGGUGAUGAGACCACUGAACGCGGGAAGGAAUCAACUAAGAGGUGGUCGAGCCCAAGCGGUUGGGCGUGUGUAUGCUAUAACGGGCGCGAAGGCAACAAGCUCAGGUAACCUCAUAUUCGGUGAUUGCUUGCUGUAUGGUAAACCUUGCUGUGUGUUGUAUGACUCUGGGGCAACUCAUUCCUUCAUUUCGAAGGCAUGUGUUGAGAAAGUGGGAAUAACUGAGAGUGAGAUGCAGUUCGACUUGGUGGUGUCAACCCCAGCGGCUGGCGAGGUUAGGACGUCUACAGUUUGCGUCAGAUGUCCUAUAGAAGUUGAGGGUCGUAGAUUUAAAGUUAAUCUCAUUUGUCUACCUCUUCAAGGUUUAGAAGUAAUAUUGGGAAUGGAUUGGUUGACUACCAAUCACAUUCUUAUAGAUUGUGGAGAAAAGAGGCUAGUGUUUCCUGAGGAAGAUGAAGAAGUGUUGUCUGUGACGCUCGGUCAACUAAAGGAGGAUAUCAUGGAAGGCGCCAACUGUUUUCUGAUAAUGACACACGAAGACAAGGAGGCUGGAGAAAUGAACUUUGAACGACCGUCCAGUAACAAGUCCAGUGGAGGACGAUCGGUUGUGGAUGAGUUCCCGGACAUCUUUCCGGAAGAAAUACCUAGACUACCUCCUACUCGCGAGGUUGAGUUCACGAUCGACUUGGUGUCAACGACAGCACCCAUUUCUGUUGCGCCCUAUCAUAUGUCGCCUGCGGAGUUAGCUGAACUUAAGAAGCAGAUUGAAGAUUUGAUGGACAAGCAGUUCAUCAGGCCGAUCGUGUCAUCCUGGGGAGCGCCUGUUCUCUUGGUGAAGAAGAAAGAUGGCAGCUCGGCUUUGCAUUGA